Messenger RNA from Haemonchus placei, 369 nucleotides. The record is from the annotation of a GenBank genome assembly. NCBI's taxonomy places the organism in Eukaryota, Metazoa, Nematoda, Chromadorea, Rhabditida, Trichostrongylidae.
AUGUCGGUAAUAAUUCGCCUGCAAUUGUUACCGUUGUCGGCGAAUGCUGCCGAUGUUCGAGCUUUCUUCUCUGGCCUACGAAUUCCUGACGGUGCAGUACAUAUAGUAGGAGGAGAUGACGGAGAUGCUUUUAUCGGAUUCGCCACUGACGAAGAUGCAAGACAAGCAAUGCGCAGGGAUCGCGGACAAAUUCACGGAGAGGAGCGAUUCGGAUACGAAACAGAAAAAAAGAUAGCUCUGAAAGCGUUAGUAGACUCGAGGGAUUCGGAAUGCACUCCACAUCAUUGGAAUAAGUGCUUAAAUGCACUCAUGUCACUCAAGAUUCCUUUGGAAGUUCUCGACAAUGCAUCAGUGUUUUCUGUGUUUUAA